Messenger RNA from Cicer arietinum (chickpea), 1125 nucleotides. Its product is annotated as probable xyloglucan endotransglucosylase/hydrolase protein 23. Gene Ontology annotation, molecular function: hydrolase activity, hydrolyzing O-glycosyl compounds; xyloglucan:xyloglucosyl transferase activity. Gene Ontology annotation, cellular component: apoplast; cell wall. Gene Ontology annotation, biological process: cell wall biogenesis; xyloglucan metabolic process. The record is from RefSeq and is a predicted model, not a curated record. Lineage: Eukaryota; Viridiplantae; Streptophyta; Magnoliopsida; Fabales; Fabaceae.
AUGCAAAUGAAAACCCGAUUGCUGUCAUAUCCCACUUUCAUUUUUAUUUAUUAUUAAAUCAAACAAUAUUCCCAUAAGCCUUAUAGAUUACUAUAAAUUGGAGCACACGAACUUUAUGUUUCAUCAAUUUUCACACAAAAUAACAAUCGCAUUUUAUCACUUAUGAAACCAAUGGCUGCUAUCUCUUCUGCAAAUUAUGCAUUGCUUAUGAUUGUCAUAACAUUUUUACUAUCUAUAGCCUAUGGUGGAAACUUAUACCAAGAUGUUGAUAUUACUUGGGGAGAUGAGAGAGGUAAAAUUAUUAACAAUGGUCAGCUUCUUACUCUGUCUCUUGACAGAGCCUCUGGCUCUGGCUUUCAAUCCCACAAUCAAUAUCUUUAUGCGAAGAUUGACAUGCAAAUCAAACUUGUCCCUGGAAAUUCCGCUGGCACAGUCACAGCUUACUAUUUACGUUCUGAAGGGUCAUCUUGGGAUGAGAUAGACUUUGAAUUUUUGGGAAAUUUGAGUGGUGAUCCUUAUAUAGUUCAUACCAACGUGUACACACAAGGAAAAGGUGAUAGGGAGCAACAAUUCUAUCUAUGGUUUGACCCAACUGCAGAUUUUCAUACCUAUUCCUUUCUGUGGAAUUCUGCACAUGUUGUAUUGUAUAUUGAUGGAAGACCAAUUAGGGAGUUGAAGAACAUAGAGAGUGAAGGAGUUCCUUAUCCAAAGAAGCAACCAAUGAGAUUAUAUUCAAGUAUAUGGAAUGCUGAUGAUUGGGCAACAAGAGGUGGAGUUGUUAAAACAGAUUGGACAAAAGCUCCAUUUACAGCUUCUUUUAGGAACUUCAAAGCCAAUGGUUGUGUUUGGUCCAAUAAUGGUUCUUCUUGCAACUCCAACUCUUCUAAUAAUGCUUGGUUAUCUCAACAGCUUGAUUUUACAAACCAGAAGAUACUCAAAUGGGUGCAGAAAAAAUACAUGAUUUACAAUUACUGCACUGAUAUUAAGAGAUUCCCUCAAGGACUCCCUUUGGAAUGCACUGUCCGCACCAAGUCAUAAGAGAAAAUACAAACUUUCUACUAUACUUUAUUGCUCUAACAUGUGUGCAUUUUUUUAUUCGUUUCAAUUUCAGACAUUCUUUUUAAA